AUGACCUUAUUACAACAAUUCCAACUUUCUGCUUCCCCACACUCUCCACCUCUCUUGGCUUUUGCUAACUUUGCUGACUUUGGAGCUACUGAUCAUAUGACUUCCAUUAAGAGUUUACUUUUUGAUAUUAUCACUCUUCCCAUUCCUUAUCUUGUGUCUCUCCCAAAUGGGCAUAAAGUAAAAGUCACCAAUGUUGGCUCUUUAGCUUUAUUCCCUGAUUUAAUCCUUCAUAAUAUUCUUUACAUUCCCAGUUUCAAACAUAAUCUCAUAUCUGUUCAGAAACUUUUAAAUCAUUGUGAUGAUGUUGUUCAGUUUACCGAGUCUGCUUGCACUUUCCAGGGCCCUUCAGUGAAGAAGCCAUUGGUGCUUGGUAGACUGGACACUGGACUUUACAAGCUAUUUCAGCAUGUGACUUCACCUAUUGACUCUGCUCAUGUAAACUCUUGUUCUUCAGUUGUUUCUUCUUUACAUGUUUCUUCCUUACCUGUAGUUUCUAAUGCAACUGCUGCCAAUGACAAUUCAUCUAUAAAUACCAUGGCUGCUUCAAAUAAACUUAUUCACAUAGAUACUUGGGGUCCUUACUCCACUCCUACUCACUCUGGUGCUAAGUGUUUCCUUACUAUAGUAUAUGACUACACUAGAGCUACCUGGACACACCUAAUGGGGGCAAAAAGCAAUGCUUUUGACCUAUUGAAGGCCUUCAUUUCCAUGGUUGGAACACAAUUUCAAACUAGAGUCCAGACUGUGAGGAGUGACAAUGCUUUAAAGCUAGGUUCUUCUUCUUCUUCUGAUGUAAUUUUCCAUGAACACAUUUUUCCUUUUCUUAAACAUUCUCCUUCACCAUCCCCCGUCUUGCCUUCUCUUCUCAUUCCUGGUCACUUUUCUGAUGAUUCAUCAUCUUCUAUACCUACUUCUAUCCCUGGUCCUUCUUCCCCACUUGUUCUUCUUGAACAUAUCUCUCAUGAUUCAACUUCCUCUCUAUCUCCUUCUGUUACUAUACCUUCCCCUUCUCCUUUCACCCCUGACCUUUCUUCUGAUGCUUCACCUUCUUCUUUAUCCUCUCCUGUUCCUGCUUCUUCUGCUCCAUCAUCUGAUCCUCCUCCUCUUAGAAGGUCUAGUAGGCCUCAUACUGUCCCUGCUUAUCUUCAGGACUUUGCUGCUGCUAUCCCUGAGUGGCAGGAGGCUAUGAGAAAGGAGUUUGAGGCUUUGGAGGCUAAUAGAACUUGGGACAUUGUUGAGUUACCCCCUGGAGAGCUUGAUCUUAAUAAUGCCUUUUUACAUGGGGAUCUUGAUGGAAAGGUUUUCAUGAAAGUGCCUCCUGGUUUAUCUGUUUCUCCCUCUUUUUCUUCUUCUCCUCCUUUAGUUUGUAAACUACUCAAGUCCCUCUAUGGUUUGAGACAGGUUUCUAGACAAUGGUAUGCAAAAUUGUCUCAAGCUCUUUGUUCUAGAGGAUAUUCUCAUUCUUUAAAUGACUACUCCCUAUUCACCAGGGGUUCUGGUUCUUCCUUGGUCAUUUUAGCCGUGUAUGUGGAUGACGUUAUUCUUACCGGCACUGAUCUGUCUGAGAUUUCAUCUUUAAAGGGCUUUCUACAUUACCAGUUCAGGAUUAAAGACCUUAGUUAUCUUAAUUAUUUUCUGAGAAUUGAGGUUCUCUACUGUGAUUCUAGCGUUCUUCUUCAUCAAAAGAAGUUUAUUCAUGACUUGUUAGAGUCGUUUGCCUCUUCUGCCUCUUCUAUUGUUGUUUGUCCUCUUACUCUCAAUGAGAAAUUGAAGGCUUCUGUUGGUGAUCCUUUGCCCAAGCCUGAAGAAUAUAGAUGCUUAGUAGGCAAGUUAAAUUUUUUAACCCACACACGGCCUGAUAUCAGUUUUGCAGUCCAGCACCUUAGCCAGUUCCUGCAAGCCCCUCGCGUUCCUCAUAUGCAGGCUGCUUCACAUCUCUUGCGCUAUUUUAAAGGGACUUCUGAUUUUGGGUUAUUCUUCAGUCAUUCUCCUAACUUUGCAUUAAGAGCAUAUUGUGAUAGUGAUUGGGCUUCUUGUGCUGAUAGUAGAAGGUCUGUCACUGGUUUUUGUGCCUUUCUGGGAGACUGUUUGGUGAGUUGGAAAUCUAAGAAACAGCCUGUGGUCUCUCUUUCUUCUGCUGAAGCUGAAUACAGGGCCAUGAGUAAAGCAGCAGUUGAAGUUACUUGUCUUUCCAGAUUAUUAUAUGAUUUUGGUAUUCCUUCUUCUUCUUCUCCUGUUUCUUUAUACUGUGAUAACCAGGUAGCUUUGCAUAUUGCUCGCAAUCCAGUUUUUCAUGAACGGACCAAACAUAUAGAGUUGGACUGUCAUUUUGUCCGAAGCAAGAUUGGUGAUGGGCUGAUUAGCUUGGCACAUGUUUCUAGUUAUGCUCAAGUUGCUGACAUUCUUACCAAAGCACUUCUUGGUCCUGCUCAUCAUUAUCAUCUUUGCAAGUUGCGAGUUUUAUCACCCUCCAACUUGAUGGGGACUGUUAGAAUAUUAGACAAAGGCUGA
Messenger RNA from Nicotiana attenuata, 2511 nucleotides. RefSeq lists its product as uncharacterized. The record is from RefSeq and is a predicted model, not a curated record. The transcript is spliced from 6 exons. The coding region runs from base 1 to 2511 and encodes 836 amino acids. NCBI's taxonomy places the organism in Eukaryota, Viridiplantae, Streptophyta, Magnoliopsida, Solanales, Solanaceae. Gene Ontology annotation, molecular function: nucleic acid binding.